UAUAUCUCGAUUUCUACUGUGCUGCAUUGAGUUCUACCGAGAAGAGUCGCUACCUUGAGAUCGAUAGAACUACUUAAUACUUCUUAGAUUUGUGGUUUGUGCAAUUUGUUUUAGGCCUUUGCAAUUUCUUUGAGCAAAAUGUGCAAUUUGUUUUAUGUCUUGAGAAUUUCGUGUUAAUUAGAUAGAUGAAAAUGUUAAUGGUAUGUUUGAGUUUCUUCCGCAUGAAACUUAAUGUAAAUUCCACGUUGUUUGACACUGCCUGUGCUCUGCUCGUGCCACUCUGCCACUAGGGUCUUUACUCUUUCUCUACCCUCACUCUGUUUCAAAGAACCGCUACUAUGGGGAAGUACUACCCAAUUGUGAGCGAGGAGUACAAGAAGGCUGUUGAGAAAUGCAAGAAGAAGCUAAGAGGCUUCAUCACUGAAAAGAACUGUACUCCUCUAAUGCUCCGUCUCGCGUGGCACUCUGCUAGUACUUUUGAUGUUGGGUCUAAGACCAGAGGUCCAUUUGGAACGAUGAGGCACAAGGUUGAACUGGCUCAUGGAGCCAACAAAUGGUCACUCUCUUGUUUAAUGUGAUUCUUCCAGAUGAUGGGCUUCUUGACUUAAUAUUUUAGUUUGUAAGAAUGCGUAGUUCUGUUCCUGUUUGUUGUUUUUUGAAUCUUUAUCAAUCUUGAGCUCAAAUCUUUGCUUUAACAACUCAAUCCAAGUAGCAUAUAAUUUAUUAAGUAUUGAACUAGUAGAUUUCGAGAUGAUACUUUUUUUGAUGUGUGUGCGCUUACGGAUUUUCUUGGAGUUUUUUAGGUUUAUUUGGCAUAAGAAAUUGAAUUAUUUGUCUGACAUAAGUUUAUUGGGGAUUUUAGAGAUACAAAGGCUGGUUUGAAAAGCUAAGUUUCAACAACAAAUUUGAUGUUACUAUGCCAAGAAGCUUGUAAUAAUCUGAAUGCUUCCUACGAAAAUGUGUUAUUGGUUUAUUUUUAUUUAGACUGAGCUUUGGGUGUGGUUUGAUAAAGUUUGUUGGGUGGCAAUGCUGCAUUUUUUUCUUUGUUUUCUCUUGGUUUUGUCUUACUUUUUUGCCUCUUGCUAAUAAAUUAUGUGUUUGAACUCUCUUUGGCUAAUGCACUAGCGAGUUUGAACUCCCUAUUUUGCCUCUUUCUAAUAAAAUCUUGAGAUCACGUAAACACCUGAUAUCUUCUAGGUCAGCUG
This is a messenger RNA of Ilex paraguariensis (yerba mate), 1205 nucleotides long. The record is from the annotation of a GenBank genome assembly. Lineage: Eukaryota; Viridiplantae; Streptophyta; Magnoliopsida; Aquifoliales; Aquifoliaceae.